AUGGAUGUACUCCCAAUGUGCAGCAUCUUCCAGGAACUCCAGAUUGUGCAUGAAACGGGUUACUUCUCAGCUUUACCAUCCCUGGAAGAAUAUUGGCAACAGACUUGCCUAGAAUUGGAACGUUACCUCCAGAGUGAACCCUGUUAUGUGUCAGCAUCAGAAAUCAAAUUUGACAGCCAGGAAGAUCUGUGGACCAAAAUCAUUCUGGCUCGGGAGAAAAAGGAGGAAUCUGAACUGAAGAUUUCUUCCAGUCCUCAAGAGGACACUCUAAUCAGCCCGAGUUUUAGUUACAAUUUAGAGACCAACAGCUUAAAUUCGGAUCUGAGCAGUGAAUCAUCUGACAGCUCCGAGGAACUUUCACCUACUACUAAAUUUACCUCUGAUCCAAUAGGCGAAGUUUUAGUCAAUUCAGGAAAUCUGAGCUCCUCUGUCACUUCCACUCCUCCUUCUUCUCCAGAACUGAGCAGAGAACCUUCUCAACUGUGGAAUUGUAUACCCGGGGAAUUACAUUCACCGGGUAAAAUCCGUAGUGGGACUGUGGGAAAGCCUGGUGACAAGGGUAGUGGUGACGCCUCCCCAGAUGGCAGGAGAAGAGUCCAUCGGUGCCACUUCAAUGGCUGCAGAAAAGUUUACACCAAAAGCUCCCAUUUGAAAGCACAUCAGCGUACUCAUACAGGUGUUUUUCCAGGUCUGAUCACCUGGCCCUUCACAUGAAGAGACACCUCUGAGUGAGCAGAGAGGUGAAUCCUGUGGGCUAAAAGGCGUCAAGGCUGAGACCCAGCCUUGGAAGGAGGGAUGCGUGUUCCAGCCAAAGCAUGCCAUUUUGCACCCUACCCAGUUGCCUCCAGGACCUCUACUUGGAAGGUCUUUUGAGGGCUAAAAAAGUCAUGUAAGAAGCGGCAUAGCAACCAUGGUGCAUGAUGUUUGGGUGAUCCUGGACUCGUCACUGGUACCUAACCUUCUGAGUGGCUCCUAAGCCUUUGCCGUGAGCAUGUGCACUGAGAAUGUUAAUGGGUGGGUUGACUGUAUGUUGAGGAUCUAUUACUGACUGUAUGAUGAGGCCGACUUUUUUCCUUGUGAUAUCGGCACUGCUAGAGAGAGAAAAAAAGGAGUUUGAAUGUCUUGUGUGUAAGGAGUAUACCAUGAGAUGAAAUGACCACCAAUCAUUUCCUGGGGGGGUAUCUGCACCUUAGAAAUAAAACAAAAAAAAAAGAAGGAAAAAUAUGGAGGGCGGGGGUGGGCAGUCAAGACCCCUGAGUGGUGAGUGGGUGUGGGGAGGGGGAGCCCUUCUCCAGUGUGAGAGGAGCUUUUGGUGUCUGGUGCAGCUAUUGAACGUGCAAUGUGUCAAGUAGCUUGUUUUACUUGCUACAGAGCUCAUCUGUAAUCCAUUGUAUAAGCUGUGUAUUUACAGAUAUAACACAAUUAUAACUUUUCCUUAUAAUACAAAAGUAAUGCAUGGUUCCGGGGAACUCUAUGCUUUUCCAUUUUUGAAUCAGGACUGCAAUUUUGAUUCCAGUUAAUGAGCAGCUAAGAUAACAAUUUGUCUAAUAUGGUGAUUCCUAGCCAUCUUGGCCUGGCAUUACACAAUUUUUCCCCCUUCGAUUUUAUAACACUGCCCUUUUAGAAAGGUGUUGUGCAGCCUAGAAUUAUUUUUUAAAUGAUUGUGUAUUUGAAUUACCUUUUUGGAGAAUUUUGUGAUGCCCUUUGAAGAAAUUGGACACAUGUUGGGGUGUCAAAAAGCCAGGGUUGGGAAUUGCUGGUCUAAUGUUACAUUAGAUGAAGAACCUAAAAUUUUUCUCAGUUGGGUGGAAGAAACCACUAAAGCUUAGAAACUGUUUUUCUCAUGCAGCUAAGUUUCUCUUAUUUAUGCCUUGAGGACUAAUUUCUGGUUUUCUAGCUGUUAAUGCACUGUUGACCUUAAUAAUGGUGCCUUAUGCAAGUGACCCCUUAUAUGGGGGGGUCUCAUACAGGGGUAUGGGUGAUGCAUGCUUUAUUAAGGCUCUUUUUUCACCUGGCAUUGUACUGUAUCAAUGUAUAAUACAGAAAAAAAAAAAUCUCUUUACAGUCCUCCUUCACAAAGACGAAUAGAGAGGUGAAAACUCCCUUAACAUGUCACUAUUUGUUUAAUAGUUUAGACAACUUGACUGUCAGUGUUAAAAUGGAAAACACAUCAUAAUGGAAAAGCCUGACCAACUCUGCCACCGUGAGACUGUCAUAUAGACCUUGCACAACAAUUGUAUAGAUAACACACCUGGCUGUAUUUAAUAUGUAACAUUUUCACACAUAUUAAAGAUACAGAAAUAUAAAAAAAUAAUGUAUUUGCUUCAAAGGCACAAGUUUCACAUAUCUAUCUAGCUAUCUCUUGGUAAUACAGAAAGUAUACUACUUUUUUUAAAAAGUGGGUGGAAUUCUUGUGUAUGUAUAUUUGUGUGUAUAGUAUGUGUAUGUGUGUAUAUAUAUAAAUAUAUAUAUAUAUAGAUAAUAUAUAAAUAUUUUUUUUAAGGAGAAACUAGAAUGUUUAGCUAGAAAAUUCCACAGCCUGUGAAGAAAUAUUUCGAAAUGGCCAUAAAGGAGGUUAAAAUGAAAACUAUAAUUUUUAUAGAGGUUUUACCUUUAAUUUAAUGAUUUGCUAAAGACGUUCUUGGCUUUGAAUCUAUUCCAGACUAUUGACUUUGGUGCUGUCAUCAGGGACAUGUCUGGAAUAAGGUACCUUGAGUCAUUUAAAAAAAAAAAAAGCAGAAUACCGGCACACUGGUUGGACUCAAACACACUAGUUGGUUUUGAUUUUGAAUUUCAGCCUUAUUAGAAGAUCUAAUAACAGAAAGCUAAUUACAGGGAUUCUUUUUUAGAACACUUUUUAUGCAGAUGAAGCUAUUUUUUUGCAGCAUGUAGAGUCUCCCAGUUUUUCAAACAAAUAAUUUCCCCAAAUUGGCAUCCCACAGCAUGGGCAGCUGAUAUUUCAUCCAGCUGUUGGCUUGUGGGUGUGGAUCUUUUCUUUAUAUAUA
Orycteropus afer afer is the source of this 3005-nucleotide messenger RNA. NCBI's taxonomy places the organism in Eukaryota, Metazoa, Chordata, Mammalia, Tubulidentata, Orycteropodidae. The record is from RefSeq and is a predicted model, not a curated record.